GGGACCGGGGCUCUGGCAGCAGCUGCAGGCUUCAGUCUGGGCUGACCCGCAAUGGAGUCCACCGCCGGGAGCGAGAAGGAGAGCGGAAGAAGCGCAGCCACAGGAAAAUGCGUGAAUAGUAUCUCGGUGCCAAGACCUCCCUCCAUUGAGGACUUCACCAUAGUGAAGCCCAUUAGCCGGGGCGCCUUUGGGAAGGUGUAUCUGGGACAGAAAGGCGGCAAGUUGUAUGCAGUCAAGGUUGUCAAAAAAGCAGACAUGAUCAACAAAAAUAUGACUGAUCAGGUACAAGCUGAGAGGGAUGCACUGGCCCUAAGCAAAAGCCCUUUCAUUGUCCACUUAUACUAUUCACUGCAGUCAGCAAGCAAUGUCUACUUGCUAAUGGAAUAUCUUAUUGGUGGAGAUGUGAAAUCUCUCCUACAUAUAUAUGGUUAUUUUGAUGAAAAGAUGGCUGUGAAAUAUAUUUCUGAAGUGGCACUGGCUCUAGAUUACCUUCAUAGACACGGAAUCAUUCACAGGGAUUUGAAACCAGACAAUAUGCUUAUUUCUAAUGAAGGUCAUAUUAAAUUAACUGAUUUUGGCCUUUCCAAGGUUACUUUGAAUAGAGAUAUCAAUAUGAUGGAUAUCCUUAUAACACCAUCAAUGGCUAAACCUAGGCAAGAUUAUUCAAGAACCCCAGGACAAAUAUUAUCUCUCAUCAGCUCUUUGGGAUUUCACCCACCAGUUGAAGAAGAAAGUCAAGACUCUGCAAAUAUUCUUUCAGCCCAUGUAUCUGAAACAUCACAGCUUUCUCAAGGACAAAUUUGUCCUAUGUCUGUAGAACAAAAGGACAGUACUCCUUAUUCUAGCAAACUACUAAAAUCAUGUUUUGAAACAGUUGCCUCCAACCCCAGAAUGCCUGUAAAGUGUCUAACUUCUAAUCUACUCCAGUCUAGGAAAAGGCUGGCUACAUCCAGUGCCAGUAGUCAGUCCUACACUUUUGUAUCCAGCAUGGAAUCUGAAUGCCACAGCAGUCCUACAUGGGAAAAAGAUUGCCAGGAAAAUGACGAUGGAUCGGGCUCUCCAAUGAUGAGUUGGAACACAACUGAAAAGCCUUUAUGUACAAAAUCUACGAAUGACAUCGAGACCAUGAGUUUCAAUAAGAAGAAUCUUGAAUUAGCCCUUUCUCCCAUCCAGAAUAGUAGUGCCAUUCCUGCCAGUGGAAGCUCUUGUGUAAACCUUGCUAAAAAGUGCUUCUCUGGGAAAGAUUCUUGGGAAGCAAGAGAACUGGAUAUAAAUAACACUAAUAUGGCCACUUGCACAAGACAGUCUGGUUUUCAUCAGUCAAAUCAGGGGACUGUAAAUUCUGCUGGCAUAACUGAAGAGCACCUUGGGAAAAAAAGUGUUAAGAGACAUUUUGAGUUAGUUGACUCCAGUCCUUGUCAGGAAACUAUACUGAAUAAAAAAAAUUGUAUAGAGUAUAAGCAUAGUAAUGAAAUGAGUUAUACAAAUCAAAGUACAGGCUUAACAACUGAAAUUCAGGACCUUAAAUUAUCAGUAUAUAGAAGUCAGCAAAAUGACAGUACUUAUAAGGAGAAUAUGGUCGAUUCUUUUAUGGAUAAACAACAAACACCAGAAAAAACAAAUAUCCCAGUGAUAGCAAAAAAUCUUAUGUGCGAACUGGAUGAAGAUUGUGACAAAAAUAACAAGGACAACUUAAGUUCUAGUUUUCUAUGUUCUGAUGAUGAUAGAGGUUCUAAAAGUAUUUGUAUGGACUCUGAUUCAUCUUUUCCUGGAAUUUCUAUGUUGGAAAGUCCAUUAGAAAGGCAGUCCUUAAAUCCAAACAAAAGCAUCAAAGAAUCUUCUUUUGAAGAGUCAAAUAUUGAAGACUUCCUUAGUGUAUCACUCAGCUGCCAAGAAAGUACCUUGCCAAAAGGUGAUGAGAAUCCUGUUGUCCAAGACAGUAACCAAAAAAUGUUAGCUCCUUCUUCAGAGGUGUUGAAAACAUUAACCGUCUCUAAAAGAAAUGCUGUAGCUUUUCGAAGUUUUAACAGCCAUAUUAAUGUAUCCAAUAAUUCAGAACCAUCCAAAAUGAGCAUUGAUUUAGACGCAAUGGAUAUUUCGUGUGCUUAUAGUGGUUCAUAUCCCAUGGCCAUAACCCCAACUCAGAAAGAAAGAUCCUACUUGCCAUAUCAGCAGACCCCAAGUCAGGUCAAGUCAGGAACUCCGUAUCGAACUCCAAAGAGUGUGAGAAGAGGGGCAGCCCCAGUGGAUGAUGGGCGAAUCCUGGGAACCCCAGACUACCUCGCACCUGAGCUUCUAUUAGGCAGGGCCCAUGGUCCUGCGGUAGACUGGUGGGCACUUGGAGUUUGCUUGUUUGAGUUUCUAACAGGAAUUCCCCCUUUCAAUGAUGAAACACCACAACAGGUUUUCCAGAAUAUUCUGAAAAGAGAUAUCCCUUGGCCUGAAGGUGAAGAAAAGUUAUCUGAUGAUGCUCAAAGUGCAGUAGAAAUACUUUUAACUAUUGAUGAUACAAAGAGAGCUGGAAUGAAAGAGUUGAAACAUCAUCCUCUCUUCAGCGAUGUGGACUGGGAAAAUCUACAGCAUCAACCUAUGCCUUUCAUACCCCAACCAGAUGGCGAAACAGACACAUCGUAUUUUGAAGCCAGAAAUAAUGCUCAGCACUUGACCGUGUCUGGAUUUAGUCUAUAGCACGUAAAUUUGCCCUUUAAGCUAACCCUGUCUUAUAGAAAAAGCUGCCGUAAUUAUAUAUUCCUUAAUAUGAUUUACUUAAGGGGGGGAAUCGUUUUUCCUGGAUCAGUGAGCUUUUAUAUAUGGUUACAGCUUCCACAGAGGUAAAAGGCCAUCAAGAAUAUAAGCAAUAAGUUAUCUUAAUCUCAAAGCUUCUUUCAUCUUAUUUAUUUUGUCACUGCACUUUAUGAAAAUUAAUGCAUCAAUAAAACUAGAAUGGCACUACCAUUUUAGAGAAAGUGAGCCUUGAGCUGGAUUUUCUGUCUCUUCUGUUGAUUUCAGUCCACCAUUCAGUUCGGUGUUAAAAUAACAAAACACUAUCCAGUUUUAUUUUAAUGUAAUUUAUUUGUAUAUGAUUGCCUGCAAAAGCUAUAGUCUCCAGGGCAAUCCUUUAAAGCUGCAUUUGUGACCUCAAUAUGCAGCUGGAAAAUUUCUUCACUCAGUAGUGUAGCUCCUUUUGGGAAUGAGGGACAAACAAAAGAACUAUGGUUUUGGCUGACUCCUAUGAAUAUAGUUUUGCUACUUUGACUGUUUCCUUUGCUUUCUCUACAAUGCAUAUCUGUUUAAAAUAGUUAUGGAAAGGUUGGUCGUGAUAUACUGUAGCAGUUUUAACAGCUUGUUCAGUUUUAGUAAAAAAUGUGAUGGUUUACAUCUUAAAAUAAUUUGUUUAAAAUAUAUGCAGCAUUUCCAGCCU
Molecule: messenger RNA, 3421 nt
Organism: Myotis davidii
Lineage: Eukaryota; Metazoa; Chordata; Mammalia; Chiroptera; Vespertilionidae
Gene: MASTL
Product: microtubule associated serine/threonine kinase like
Exons: 12
Coding region: 52-2688 (878 amino acids)
Biological process (GO): peptidyl-serine phosphorylation; intracellular signal transduction
Cellular component (GO): nucleus
Molecular function (GO): protein serine/threonine kinase activity; ATP binding
Source: RefSeq, a predicted model, not a curated record